AUGGGAACUCACAACAUCGGGGAAGUGAACUGUUUAACUCGGCCAACGGUUUUUUUUUUUUUAGGAAAGCCUCCAACGGCAAUACGCCGAACCGCAGCGAUGUCGAAGUAGCGUUGAGUUUUGCGAUAACACAACUCGGGAAUUAUUAGAGGCUUAAACACAGCGACACUAAGAGGAGGGAGAAGUGUUACGACACCAGCCCGAGCUUCCUGAACCGGAGUCAAGCGAGGUAACGUCAAACCCACAGGCGGCAGAGGACGGCGACGCUGGAAGAGCGCAGUACCAGGAAGAGGUGAACCCGCAGCCCGACGUCGUGCGAGACAUCCACCAGACGAGCGGGGACGAAGCUCAGCGCGGCCACAGCCAUGUCUCUGGUGGAGCAGCGCCAGCAGUGGUACCCCACGAGUGUCCAGGUAACGGUGCACCAGGCGCGCAGCCUGCGCGUCAAGGGGAAGGGGGGCACCAACGACGCGUACGCCAUCAUCCAGGUGGCCAAGGACAAGUUCUCCACCUCGGUGGCGGAGAAGAGCGUCGCCCCCGUGUGGAAAGAAGAGGCCUCGUUCGACCUGCCGCUCUUCCACCCGGGCAACGCCGAGCGGUGCACGCUGCGCGUCGUGGCGAUGCACCGGGCCCAGGUGGGGCUCGACAAGUUCCUGGGUCAGGCCGUGGUGAACCUGCUGGAGCUCCACGACAGCGGCUCCGGCAAAAAGACCGAUUGGUUCAAGUUGGUGGACAAGACCGGAAAAGAGGAUAAGGCGCGAGGGGAGGUGCUGCUAGAUAUCCAAUUCAUGAGAAACAACAUGUCGGCUAGCAUGUUUGACCUUUCCAUGCAGGACAAACCACGCUCACGCAUCUCCAAGCUGAAGGACAAAGUUCGUGGGAAAAAAAAGGAUGGCUUCUCUGACUCUGCUUCAGCUAUUGUUCCCUCUGUCAGCCAGGUCCUCACUGACAGUGAGGGAGAGGCUGAUGCACAGUCACUCAAUCAGUCUCCAGGGGUGAAAAAGAAAUCAAAGUUCAAAACCCUCUUUGCUCCCAAAUCCAACUUGCAGCGUAACAUCUCGCAGUCCAUGUCCACACUGGGGACUCUUCCUGAGAAGAACUCAUCUCUCAGUGGCAGCCGCUCAUCUGGCCUCAAUGUAGACUCUCCUGAAGUUAAGAAGAAAUUCAAAUUCCUUGGACACAAGCGAACAGGCAGCUCUGACAGCAAGGUGUCUCAGGGUCCUUUCUCUCUACUGGGUCGCUCCAAGCAGAGCAACAGUGACCUGAACAACAUGUGCAUCAACGGCAGCCACGUGUAUACAGAGGAGGCAGAGCCCAAGAGUGGAUCUACACCCAGUCUGAACAGCUCAGGCCAAGGCUCUGUGGAGGAUGUCUAUAAACACACCUCUGACGUCUCUGCAGGUUCCUUUCAAAGUGUAUCUGACCCCACCUCCAGGCACGAGUCAACAGAGAGAGCUGUACUGGAGCAACAGCGCCAUCAAGAGGAGGAAGAGAGACGGCAGGCAGAAGAAAGGUGCAUAGCUGAAGCAAAGAGGGCAGAGGAAGAGGAGAAAUACAAGGCAGUGGCCAAGAGACUGCAGGAGGAAGAGGAGCGCAGAUAUCAAGAGGAACAGCAGAGGAAGAGGAGAUACCUCGAGGAUGAAGCAACAAGGAAGAAGCAGAAGCAGGAGGAGGAAGACAGAAGAAGGCAAGAGGAAGAGAGCAGGUUACUGCAAGCAGCAGAGAAUCAGAGGCUUGAGGAGGAGCGUCGCAAAGUAGACGAGCAGAAACGACAGGAGGAGGCCUCAAUGAGUGACAGGCUGUCGACUCUGUUCGGAAUGAUCAGAAAGAAGGAUGAGAAAAAAGAGGAGGUCCAGCAGAAUCCCAAAGAAGAGUUACCUGAACCGGCCCCUAGCCGUGACUCCAGAAAUCUUGACCAGCCGAACUCCCACCACUCCAACAACCCAUUUGAGGACAUUAAUCUCAUUUCAGAUCUGACAGUUACCAGUAAUGAAAGCCCAGCUGAUCAUGAGAAAUCCAGCCGCAAUCCACAAACCCCCUCUGCCAUGGUCUUCCUCAACCGCACUGCUAAAGUGUCUGCAGUCAAACCCAGAUUGGCUCAAUCUCUGGAGUCUGAACCCCCUGACUGCCAAAACCCCAGUCAGCUGUGUCCUUCCCCAACCACCUCCGAGUCCACCCUCUGUAGUGUCCCAUCUGAGACCCCUGACACUUUCUUCAAAUUACACUCAUCCUUGGCACCGCCAAACAUAAGUCAAAGCCUGCCUGGUUCCCCUUCUGGGAGCACAGAGAAUUUGUCAUCUGUGGCGUCUGCGGGAUCUUCACCCACCAUGUCAGACAAGAAGAGAAAAGCCCCUCUGCCACCUAUGUAUACUGUACAUGGGAACCAAACUGGAGGAAAUAAUGGUUCUGUCAGAGAGAUUAAGAGCUGUGAAUACGUAGAGGAAGACGGAAUGCAACAAGGCAAAAUUAUGUCUCUACCACUUCCCGAUUAUGAAACCCUCUUCCCACAGAAAAGACACGGAGUACAAGGGCAUACUCGAUGGGAUCAUAUAAUUGCGGAGGUCAAUCAGAGACAAAGGGACGGUGUACCUGAAUUACUGGGUCCAGAGAUGAGUGUGGACGGUCCAGAGAAUCAUGAACCAAGUCACAGGUCUUCCACAUCACAAGAGAUUCCUGCCUUCAGGAAUUAUGAAACAAAACCCGAGGAGAACAAACCUAUGCCAUCAAAAAAGGUGGCGGCCCUAGUUCCACCUAAACCAGUCACAUCCCCUCCAUCUUUUGCUGAUUUUAGUCAAAGACCAAACCAGAACACUGCUCACCAAUCUGUCAUGAGACCUAAUCCCUCUGUAGUCCCAGGACCUGUAAAUACUGACAUCUCACGCAGAGAAAGUCUCUCAGGGUUGCCCAGGGAUGGAGUGAGGAAGGUUUUGUCCCCAUCACCCGUGGCAACACAUGCACCUAGACCAGGUGGCAAAAUGGACACAAGUCCACCAGAGGAUCCAAGGAAAGUGCAGGUCUCCAUAAACAAAGAAGGACCCACAGCCAAACCCAGACAGAGGGUUAACAGCAAAGAGCCAACACAGAACAAAGAUUCUGAUGUGACACCAGACAAUAAUAUUAACAGUAACACCCAAACAUUAUUAAGUCAAAGUGUGAGAAACAUGGACAAAAAGGGCAGGCAGGCAAAGGAGAACUUGGCAGAGUUUGACCCGUUCCCCAGCACUGAGCUUCUUCCCAAAGACACAUGGGCACAGCUGAAGCAGAACCAAGGAGUCGACGACCUUUUUACUGGCAACCUACAGAAAGAACAGAAAGAUGAUGAUCAGGGAAUGACAGCAGAUGAUCUUGAUAAAAUAUUUAGUCAAGAUAAGCCAACGGAUCCCCUUUCUGGUUUUAAUGGCAGUGAUUCAAACAAACACAGUGAAUACAGGACAGAUGAGGAUUCAAUGGAAGUUAAUUUUCCUGUUUUCCAAAGAAAGAAUUCAGGGAGACAAAACCAGAGUCUCCAAUCAAAAACUCCCUCGGAUAAUAAAGGUCUCAAUUCUCGUCAAGAACCGGCGUAUAAAGAAGGAACAACCAAAACCGCGGCUAAUCAAGGCCUCACUGCAAAUGUUGCCAGGAAAGAGUCUGUCGCACUCCAGCCUCAAGCUUAUGUCAAAACACAAAGCAGUUUUGACGGAGGAGAGGAUCGAUUCAGAGCUGAACCUUUUACUGUGCCCGCUGCUUUCCCCUCCUCAGAGCCCCUCCAGGUAAUUAUGGAGGAACCAGCAGGAGGUCUGUCCAGGGGAAAGAUCCCUUUGCAAGCAUUGGUGUCAUCAUCUGAGGUUCAGCCUGUCAGUGCUCAGAAUAGCAAUGGAGGUGGGCUAGCCUUGACUUCCCGCAGGCCUCAUCCCGUGAAGCCCCUGACCUCAGCUGAGAGCCAGCACGUCACCAGCACCCAAAGUGGGAAAGAGAUAAAGGCCUGGGACAACACACGCGGGAAGAUCAAGUCGGGCGACUCAGUUGGAAGUGGACCUUACACUCAGCUGACCCAGGAAGAGUUGAUCACACUGGUGGUGAAGCAGCAAACAGAUCUGUCCAAGAAGGACGCGAAAAUCGUUGAGCUGGAAGAGUACAUCGACAAUCUGGUGCUCCGCGUCAUAGUGGAGCAACCCAGUAUCCUGCAAACCUUAAACUCUCCCAAGCAAGUAUGAGGUCACGGCUGCUGAAAGGAGGGAGUCCCACUUAAUGGCCUACUUUUGUUUUCCUGUGUGAGUUUGUACUGUUGUCACUCUGUACUGAGAAACGCGAUCUCUAUGAAGGUCGUUGAGCAUAUGCACUUUUUUAAGUUUCAGAACACUGUUAAAAUGUCUCUGAACUAAUUAUCCUCUGUGAUAACUUCAUAACAAGCAAUUGAAAAAAUCUUUAUACAAGCAGAUGAAUGUAUUGAAACUAAGGUACUGGAAUUUGCUUUAAAACAUUGUUACAUGAAAUAUAUUCAGCAUCUUGAUUUAUAUGCUGUACCAUUCAUGAUGGAACUUGGGUUUAGCGUUCGAACGCAGAGAAACGUUUUCUGGCCUUGUUACUCUUUGCACUGGGCUUUGUGCAACUAACUAGUUUGAUGCAUGACCAUUCCCAUAACCAUAUACAACCAUUCCAAAUUCAUGCACCAUCUUUAUGAGGUAAGUCUGUAAUAGUAUUGACGUAUAAAUAGUUCUGCAGUUCAUUUUUUAGUCAACUUGCAGCGUAUUCCUGCAGAUAGUAACUAUGAAUUCUGAACUCAUCAGCUAAUUCAUAAUUAUGAUAUAACAAGUGCUCAAUGACUUUUUCCUUCUCCACUGAAGUCUUAUUUUUUUAUUUUGUUUGUUGAUCCUUUCGGCAACCAUGUUUUUUUAACCAGACAAUUCAACAUCCUUCACCUGUUGUACUCACCACAGUUGAAUGUCAGCUGGUCUUCCAGUCCUUAAAAAGAUAUUGUGCCUAUAUAUUUAUAUUUGGUUUAUAUUUUUUGAAAAACCAGCAAUUAAUAAAAGCAAGCAGCUCCUAUGCGCUGUACACCCUUUGAAUUAUACAGCAGUUUUCUUCCUUAUGUGGUUAUAAUGUAGCCUGUGCACAUAGUUUAAAAAUAAAUUAUGCAAGCAAUAUUUUUCGAAUAAUUUUUAUGUAAGAUUUUGAUCUCUGGGAUGUUUGUCUUAUUUAUAAAUUCAAAAGCAAGAAAUGAUGAAAAACUACUCAUUAGAGGAACAGUAAUAGCUUAGAUGAAUCUUUAUUUCAGACACAUAGGUCUCCUUAUCCGUAAUAAUCAGCCUCGUCUUUGUGUUUGACUACACUAAUGAAUGAAACCUGCAUCUAUGCCUUUACAUGAUGAUCCUGUUUGAUGUCUUGGCAGAAAAUAGUAGCAAUAAAAAAUGUUCAGAGUACAGAGAUGUGCCUUCAGAACCUUUUUCAUGAUUAUGUUUGCUGGAUGAUGGAGAGUUGUUUGCUUCAUCUCUUCUUUUUCUGAAGUGAGAGCUCAAUGAGCAGAAUGUCAAGCUUGAUGUUUCUGAUAUUUGAAAAGACAGGCUGAGCGUAAUACAGUUUUAAUUUUUAAAUAAAGACACUAAGUAUUUCACCA
Scophthalmus maximus (turbot) is the source of this 5593-nucleotide messenger RNA. RefSeq names its product RAB11 family interacting protein 1 (class I) a (gene rab11fip1a). The record is from RefSeq and is a predicted model, not a curated record. Gene Ontology annotation, cellular component: intracellular membrane-bounded organelle. The transcript is spliced from 6 exons. Gene Ontology annotation, molecular function: small GTPase binding. The coding region runs from base 366 to 4193 and encodes 1275 amino acids. Lineage: Eukaryota; Metazoa; Chordata; Actinopteri; Pleuronectiformes; Scophthalmidae. Gene Ontology annotation, biological process: regulated exocytosis.